Messenger RNA from Alternaria incomplexa, 1023 nucleotides. RefSeq lists its product as uncharacterized. Gene Ontology annotation, biological process: triglyceride catabolic process. The transcript has a single exon. Bases 1 to 1023 code for a protein of 340 amino acids. Gene Ontology annotation, molecular function: triacylglycerol lipase activity. Lineage: Eukaryota; Fungi; Ascomycota; Dothideomycetes; Pleosporales; Pleosporaceae. The record is from RefSeq and is a predicted model, not a curated record.
AUGCGAAGCAACAUUGCGAACUUCGCUCGCGUCGCAUAUGCGUGCAUAUUCGCGCCGCAAGGAGCAGAUUACGGUCCCGAAUACCCCGAUCCAAACGGUCAAUGUGCUAAGGAACUCGAGGCUACGAAGCAGUACAUUCUCGGUACAGGCCGCGACCAGCUUUUCCAAGACGCGCGGUGGAUCGUCAAUCAAGUCUUCGAUCACCCCAAGGUGAAGAAGAACCCCAAGUUCCGGCUGUUCGUAGUUGGCUACUUCCAAUUCUUCUUCGACGAGGGUGGCGAGGGCGACUGGUGCAGCAAUGUGAGCUUCGGUCUGCGGUCUAGUGAUCGUCCGAGGCUUAGUCUUGCUUUGCGGAAGCGCAUUAGUGCGCUUAUUCGCUAUUUGAACAAGGCAAUCGAGGACGGAGUCAAAGGAAGCUUCCACGCGGAGCGGGCGAUCUUUGUCAAUACUGACCAGAAUCCUGAAGGUUACCGAUUCUGCCAACCUGGUCACACUCUGUACGACCAAUACUUCGGGGACAAUGUGUAUCUUUGGAACAUGUCUCCUAGCGGUAUCUUUAAUUGGCAGGGCAAGAUGGUGGGAAGUGUAGACGAUGGCGAUGGUAACGCAGAGGAAGGACGUCAGCCGACACAAGCUAAAUUCGAGCACUGGCUCGGAACCGUUAGAUUUACCGACGACCCUCGCGAGUACCACCUGAGAUGCAUCUACGAUCUUGGUUACGGCAAUCUGUCAGCGGCUGCAGAUUCAUCGGAUGCAGCCUUACCAGCGAAUGCACCUUCACCGGCACAAGAGUCACUGUCAGCGCAUGCAUCCCUACUGACAAACAUUUCUCCGCCAACAGACACACUCCUACCAGCAGCCACGACCUUCCAGGUGGACGCAGCGCUGCCAUCCAACAAUCACGCGCCCGCCCUGACCACCGAAGCGCUGACGGCGACUAUCACGAUGAUCACAACGACCAUCAUUAUGACCUUUACAACGAUGGAAGCACUAUCGGAGACGCCCAAGAUGAUCGGAGGAUAG